AUGGACAGCUCCGCAACACUGGAAAAUUCAACGUCCCGUCACACUGGAAACGGGCCCCCAAAAGAGGCAGGCCCCACACGGACGUGGGCCAAGAUAGCGGGCCCUGACAGGCGGGGCCCAAAUGGGGAAGAGACAGACGUGUUCGCCUUUUUAUCGCGAGACCUCGUCUCCUCCCCCUUUCGCAUCCUUUUCAUUCAAAACAGGCAGGGCAGGGAGAGGGGAGGAGGUGGAGGCGCCGAGCGAAGGAAAAAAAAAUCGAGUGCACUCGUCGGCGGCGCGGCGCGGCGCGGCGGCCGCCUCCUCUGCUCGUCCGAUCGAGCUCCGGUUCGUCGGGUGAGCGCGUCUCAGGUCGAUUCGGGAGCUGAAGGGAGCAUGAGUACUGCCAACGGCACACGACGUGCCUCAAGAAGGCAAUCACAAGAUGCUGAUAAGGUUGUCGUGAACUUGGUCUCAACCCCCCCAGCGGCGGGCAGCCGUCGUGGAGUAUCAACAUCUAACGCUGGCGCGCGCACCUCACCCAUUGACGUGGAAGCCCUCGAGGAUGAAGUGCAGGUCGUAUCAGCUUCACAAGUGCCUCCUCAGAGGAGGAACCGCAGAACUAGGAGGCAGCCUGUGACUGUAGUUGAUCUAGAUGUACAUGCUACCCGGCAAGGAGUGUCUCAUGAUGAUAAUGCAACAGUGCUUUCUCAUAACACAAGGAACAAACGCCCAAGAGUUUCCCCUGUAAUAAACAUCUCUCCUGAAACAGGAGAAGGGUCCAGCUUACAGUCAAAAAAUGCGGGGAAAACUAGCAAAGAGCCUCUGGAUGUGGCUCCAAAGGAACCCAUCUUCACCUGCCCGGUGUGUUGGAACAAGUUGGAUGAGCCCGCCACAACAAUGUGCGGCCACAUCUUCUGCACUAACUGCAUAAAGCAAGCCAUCCAGUUCCAGAAGAAAUGUCCUACCUGCCGGAAGCACCUGAAGAUGAACAAUUUCCAUCGCAUUUACCUUCCUAACACCUCCCGUUAA
This is a messenger RNA of Triticum turgidum subsp. durum (durum wheat), 1008 nucleotides long. The record is from the annotation of a GenBank genome assembly. Lineage: Eukaryota; Viridiplantae; Streptophyta; Magnoliopsida; Poales; Poaceae.